Messenger RNA from Lobosporangium transversale, 1226 nucleotides. Its product is annotated as Haloacid dehalogenase-like hydrolase-domain-containing protein. Gene Ontology annotation, molecular function: nucleotidase activity. Gene Ontology annotation, biological process: nucleotide catabolic process; pyrimidine nucleobase metabolic process. NCBI's taxonomy places the organism in Eukaryota, Fungi, Mortierellomycota, Mortierellomycetes, Mortierellales, Mortierellaceae. The coding region runs from base 133 to 1212 and encodes 359 amino acids. The record is from RefSeq and is a predicted model, not a curated record. The transcript is spliced from 5 exons.
GUGCCAUCUCAGCAUUUGUCGUUAAUUUCAUUCAUUUAACUUCAACUCAUUCAUCAAACUUGUUGUCGUAUCCCAACAACUGCCUCCUGCUUGUUGUAUAUCUUUGUACUACGACAAACGCCCUGUUGAACAAUGUUUCUGUGCCAAGUACCUACUCGACCUCCUCCCUUACUCUCUGUCAGAACUAGUAAACAAAUCAUUGCUCUGGUUCGAUCAAAUGCUCAUGCUGUAUUUCCCUCUCGACCGCUGCACACAUUCUGCCGAUUGGCUCCUCAGAACUAUAGCGUAGAAACGACCACACUCUUCAGCCAUACAUCCUGGUCCAACUCUUCCAGUCUGCGCCUGUAUACCACCACAACUAAAUCCAUAUCGGCUCUUGGGCGGACAUCGCUCAUCUUUCUCAGAAACAAUAGCCAAUCCCGUCAAUUUACGUCAGGGGCAAACCUCAAUUUCUUUCAAACGUCUCUACAAAGUUCGCGCACACAUUCAAAUCAGAUAAUCUCGGAUGUGGACACAACAAAGUGUGUUUUCUUUUUUGAUAUCGAUAACUGUCUAUAUUCAAAAAACACUGGAAUCCCCGGAAUGAUGAAGGCAAGGAUUGAAAAGUAUUUUAGAGAUUCUGGUAUUCCGCAUGAUGAAGUGGAAGAUUUGGCCUACCGAUACUAUAUUGAUUACGGGCUCGCUAUUCGAGGGCUUGUGGAGAAGCAUCCUGAGAUCAAUAUCAGUGACUACGAUAGUAAAGUAGAUGGUGAUCUACCAUUGGAAAAUAUCCUGACAGAAAAUCACUUACUUCGGGAGAUGAUCCAGUCCAUGAAUGUCGGCAAGAAGUGGCUCUUUACGAAUGCCGGCGAGAACCAUGCAAACAGAGUUGUCGAAAUCCUCGGUUUGCAAGGGUUGUUUGACGGUACAACUUUCUGUAACUAUUUGGAGCAUCAAUUCGUAUGCAAGCCUGAUCGUAAAGCCUUUGAGAAAGCGAUGAAGCAGGCAGGUGUACAAGAUUCUUCACUCUGUUAUUUCGUCGAUGACUCUGCUCCAAAUGUUGACAUGGCUCUCAAGCUUGGCUGGACCGCUGUUCAUCUCAAUGAGGAUGACCAUCACCACUACUAUCCUCAACAGACACCUAAUACUGAGACAUUAACUCCCGCAAGACUAGAGAUAAAAUCGAUAUUUGAUCUCCCAAAGACUUUUCCUCAGUUUUGGAAUAAAAAAUGAUAAAACCGAAUGAG